Messenger RNA from Apus apus (common swift), 2790 nucleotides. RefSeq names its product methyltransferase like 25 (gene METTL25). The record is from RefSeq and is a predicted model, not a curated record. NCBI's taxonomy places the organism in Eukaryota, Metazoa, Chordata, Aves, Apodiformes, Apodidae. The transcript is spliced from 12 exons. The coding region runs from base 12 to 1865 and encodes 617 amino acids.
CGCCCGCCGCCAUGCCGGGCCCCCCCCGCGCGCCGCCGGGCCCCCCCCGCGCGCUGCCGCCCCAGCUCUCCCCGGCGGGGGCGGCGGGGGCGCUGCGGCGCGUGGCGCGGUUCCUGGCGCGCGCGCUGCCGCUGUGCCGCGCGCACACGGUGGAGUUCUACACGCGCGCGCUGUGGGGCCGGCUGGUGGCCGCGCGCCCCGCCGCCGUGCUGCGCGCGCUGCAGCGGCCCCUGGCGGAGGCCUCCGGCGCCGCGGCGGGGCGGUGGGAUGAUGACACGUUUUCUGAUGUGUUUUGUGAAAACUCUAAGAAGCUAAUCAAUGUGCAUUUGUUUGCCCUGGCUGCUAAGUAUUAUACUUUGUCCAGCCUUGGAGUGUGUACCCCAUUAGAAGAUCUACUUGAAGCACUGAGAGAUGACAGUCAAGGAACAACAGGUAUCAAAACUGAUGAGUUUAUGAAUAGUAAGAAAUCUCAUGAAGUGCAGGUGAUGUCAGAGCUGGUAGACAAACUAGCAAAUAAUUUUGGUAUAAAGCAGGUGAUUGAUAUAGGUUCUGGAAAAGGCUACCUGAGUUCAUUUUUGUCCAUGCAAUAUAACUUAAAAGUUUAUGGAAUUGACUCCUCAAACAUCAACACUAAUGGUGCUCUUGAAAGGAACAGAAAAUUGAAGAAACACUGGAGAGCGUAUCAGAGUCGAGGAAGAACAAACCUCAAAAACCAGAGGCUGGAAAAGGCAAAUGAGAGGCCAGAAGAAAGUGAAAUUAAAUGUAAAGCAAUCAGUGCAAAGCCCUUAAAUAAUGAUAGCAGUCUUCAAGGUCAGAACAAAGUGACUAUCCAAGACACGCUUCCUUCUAGCGGUUUCCCUGAAAUAGCCACAUCUGAAACCAGUAAACAAGCUGAAGUAGGUUUGGUGGAUUGGACACAAUCUGAGGAGAGCAAACCUUCUGAAGAGGCUCUUGCUAUUCUAAAUGUUCUGCCUGUGGAUGCUGUAGAAGUUUUUUCUUCUUCUCAGUGUAACUGUGCAGAACUCUGUGAAGAGCAAAAGGCACAAAGAAAAAUGGCAUCUCUCAAGGCUAAAGCAAACAAGUCAAGUGAAUCAAACCUGUAUUUCCCAUUGACCUCUUGCAUCACUGCAGAAACAGAACUCAGUGACAUCAUAACAGAUCUGGAGGACUGUAUGAUGGUGGGUCUACAUACAUGUGGGGAUCUUGCUGCAAAUACACUACGAAUUUUUACUGCCAAGCCUGAAAUCAAAGCUGUUUGCAGUGUAGGCUGCUGCUACCAUCUGUUGUCAGAACAGUUUGAAAAUCAAGAAGAUUGCUCAGAGGAAAUGUGGGGAUUUCCCAUGUGUCAGUACUUGAAGGACAAGGGCUGGUGCUGUGGUCGCAAUGCUAGAAUGUCAGCAUGCUUGGCUUUGGAGCGAGUUGCAGUUGGCCAAAUGCUUCCUACAGAAUCAUUGUUUUAUCGAGCUGUUCUUCAGGUUAUUAUAGAAGAAAUUUAUGGUGUCACCAAAAGUGAUCGGCAUGUUGGAAAAACUUUCUCCAAAUCAUCUUCCUUCAUAGAUUAUGUCAGAAAGUCUCUGAAAAAGCUGGAACUGGAUGAUUCUAAGCUUCCAGACAGCUGUAUAAUGGAGUACUAUGAAAAAUACAGGCACAGAAUGAAUGAGCUUGAAGCAUUUAAUAUGUUGAAGGUUUUUCUGGCUCCCUGCAUAGAAGUUUUGAUACUUCUGGAUCGUCUUUGUUACCUCAAGGAACAGGUGGGAACAUGGCCUAAUUGUCUGGGAUCCAGCUGCAGUUCCCUCACCGUGUUGUUCUGGAAUAACCAAUGCAGUUUGGUGACUCUAUAUUCUCUAUCUCCAAGCAACUGUUGAAUAAGUUGUUGGGUUUUUUUUAUUUUGCUUAUCCCUGGUUGUUAUCUUUGUCGAUGUUACAUUUCAGAGUAUUAUAAGAAAAAAAAUACAAUCCUGAGAUUCAGAAAACCUCACUGAAGUUGCACCAUAGUUAUGCUUCCUGUUACUUUCUCCCUUAAAGCCUUGAAAUUAAUUCCUGAUGAUCAGACAGAUUAAUAAGCACGAGACAGUCGGAUAGGCGUAGGUUAUUAAAAAUUAUUCUGUACAAUAUCUCAUCUUAGGGAGUAUUUUUCAAUUUUAAGAUCUCCGAGGCAUUUUUACAUUAUUACUAAACUCAAACAUCCAAGGAAAUCCACCAGCAUAAUGAAAAUUUGUCUCAAACUGUUACAACAUGCAGUUGUACACCAAUAUUUGCAGUAUACACCUGCAUCCUCCUCAAGGCUGUCUAAAAUGUCUGUCUUACCAUCCCAGUGAUGCUAUUCAUAAAAACAGAGACAAUGACAUGCUGUUCUCUGCUUUGUGUUAGUGGCAAGAGAACCCUUUGAAUGGGCAUGCCCAACAUCCAAAGUUUUCUCCAGAUACCAUUAUUGAAAUCCAUUUAACAGACUUAGUCAGUCAGUUCAGUCUGUUACUUCAGUUAUUACUGACUACCAUUAAUGGGUCCAUAGAAUUUUUUCUUGUGCUUUGAGUUCCAUAGGUGGAUUUUUCUCAUGCUACAGGUUUUUCACUCAUCAAAACAGUAAAUGACUUCAACUAAUUGCUAUGAGCGGGAGCUACUUCUAAAUUUAUUUGUUGAUUUUACAGUCAUUUUAAGUUGUUUUAUCCUGUUCACCCCAGGAAGUCAAGCUAUUUUCUACAUUAAUUUUGUACCUCUUGUAUAAUCCAUAGCUUUGGUCUGUGUCUUUAACAGUUUAUCAUUAAAGUAUCUCUUUUCAGUCUUUUGCAA